UAUCUCGAAAUGUGUUUCACAUGUGACUUUCAAAAUACACAUGUUCCCAACUAGAACGAGAGAGCAACGUUUGUUCCAUUUCAACGCAAGAUGUCUCAAAAAACCGGAAGCGAGGAAAGGAAACGGCGAGUCAGAGGCAAAGAGACCUCUACCGACCGGUUCGAAAAGCUGAAGAACCGAUCAAUAGUCAAAACAAGCUGUCAAAAAAGAUAAGCGGUAGUGAGAACAGCCCGAGACUUGAACUAUGUAGAUGUAUUUCACGUGACUUAAUGACGGGUCAUGGCAAAUUCACUCAAGUGCUAUCUUUGAAUUGGGUUUCCCCACCUCAGAGUUGUAAGAGGUGUUUUUAAACAUGGACCUAUUUGACAGAUCUGGAGAUGAAGAGGAAGAUCUAUUCGCACCACCCAAAUCUAAGGCCCGCUCCAAUGGUCUUGGGGCUCUAUUUUCUCCCAAGAAAGGUUCGAAACCCAAUGAGUUGAAAUAUCAAGCCCCCAAAGGACCAGGACAAACCGCUCAAGAACCUGGAAAUGAGUCUCAAUCCAAGGGACAAAGUUUCAGCUACGUUGUGGAUGCCUUCCGAUUUGACCCUUCAACUGGUCAAUAUGUUACCAUGGGAAGAUUGGGCCUCUCUUUGGUGGAGGUAAAAGGCCAGGUUAUGUUGGUCUUGUAUCGAUCUCAGAACGAAAGACUCUCGGUGACCCCAAUCCAAGCGACGUUCCAAUUUCGUGUUCAAGCCAAUCAAUAUUGCAGCUUUCGGGAUCCGCGACAAAUCCAAUGGAGUCUACAUUUUCAAGGCCAUGAAGAUCCAGAGGAAUUAGCUCAACGUGUGGCCUUUGUCAAGGCCAAGCAAGGCUCUUUCAAGUUAGCUGUGACUCAAGAACUGGACAUUGGUCAAGAUUUGGAGUACAAGAUUGGUCCAGAGAGCUUGCUCAAGAUAUCCUUUUCGGUGUAUCAUUUGAACACUGAUAAUGGAAAGCUGGAAGAAGGUGCCUUGGACCACAAAGAUGAUGUGUGGGUUGAUAUGGGUCAAAAUGGAACAAUUCCAAAAUUAUGGCAAGAUUCAUUGAGGGAGCUCAAUCAUGUGGGAAAACAUUUGAUCAUUUCCUCCAACCACGAAGCUCAAGUUUCAUUGGAAAGCGAUCUGAUUGUCUUAUCUGUGAUAAACCUCCAUGAAGUGAAGGAAAAGGUCAAAGUGGAGCCUGUGAAGCCUUUAAUGAGCUCAAAGGCCAAGAUGACGGAGAAAAUGGCUCGAAUGGGACAAGCUGUCAUGCCAAUGGUCAUGAAUUCGUCGAGCGAAGCUGCCAAACAAUCUGAUCCAGGACCAGAAGCCAAAGAUUCGACUCAGGAACCAGUUGAAAGACAUUUCGAAGGCAAGACCUUGUCCGAUUUAAUGUUGGCAGAGAAUCGUCUCCAAACCACAGAGAUUCGAAUGAGUUUGAUGAGAAUGGACGACAAACUACAAAUGUUGCUAAAUCAACAAGGAAUGGUCAAAACAUCCGGGACCAAUGAGGAACAAGCCAGAGCUUUGGCUGAGAAACACCAAGAGUGCAUGGCUCUCCAGGAAUCAGUCCAAGAACUGGAGGUGCUUUUGAGGGAUGCAAACGCUAAAAAAGAAUUGUUACAAGAGCAAAUCGAAAAAAUGAAAGAAAAUGGUGCUGCUCAACAUCAACAAAAACAACAAACACAACAAGCUCCCAUGGAAGACUCGGUUGCUAUCAGGAAAGUUACCAAACUAUUGUCAAAAGCGUAUAAAUCCAUUCAAAACGAUUUUCCAGAGGACCAGACCUUUCCCGGACAUCAAGUUCAUUCGAAAGUCGGAGACUUGUUCAGAGAACUUGCUGAACAUAUUAAAAAUACUUCAAAGGAAGACUAAUGAGGAUAGAAUGUGAAAUGGAAAGCUGCGCACCUCUCUUGAAUUUCACAUGUUAUUUUUGUGUCCUCAGAAUUUUGGUCCUUGAAUUAAUAGUUGUCAUUAAAAAGCUAGUGCCCAAUUAUUAAAACAGACCCCUUUCACUCUGAUUCGCAAAAUUACCCAUUGCACUCUGAUUAACCGGGAGAAAAAUAAGAUAUGGAAAUAAAACUGCUCGCAACAGCUUAACGGAAUAUCAACAUUUUUCACAAUCAUCCAUAUCUCUAAUGCUACCAAUGUUUUCGAUUGGCCAUUUUUUUCGGAAAAUAUUUCUGCCCGACAAUAUUAAUUUUAUGUCUAACGAACUGAAACAGUAUCAGUAGAGGGGGUAACGAAUUUAAAUUCAAUAAAACAUUUUUUGUUAAAAGUUUGAUCAUGUUCGAAAAAAGAAACCAAUUUUUAAUGUUUUAUAAUACAUAAUACUUUGGCAGCUCUGAGGUGCCAAUGCCUCCUAUGUAGCGUUACGUUAUUUAGUGCAUCAAACAUCCACGAAUCCACUGGCUCCGCGAAUUGGGAACCUUGGUUUAAAGAGGGUAAGGUAAUGAUUAAUUCAUCAUCCCAUAACUGGCCCACCGAAAGAGCCGCUAUCCGUAACAGCAAAUAAAAAGCGAACUAGAACAAUA
Messenger RNA from Tigriopus californicus, 2532 nucleotides. RefSeq lists its product as uncharacterized. Bases 353 to 1873 code for a protein of 506 amino acids. The record is from RefSeq and is a predicted model, not a curated record. The transcript has a single exon. Lineage: Eukaryota; Metazoa; Arthropoda; Copepoda; Harpacticoida; Harpacticidae.